CUAAUCCACCUAUUUUUUAUCACUUUCCACGCUCGAACCGCGUUGCUAGUUUUUCCCUCUUCUUUAGCCCAUCACAGCUCUUAGCAAAACGUCGCAACUUGUGCGCAUGUCACUUCAUACUUUAUCUAACGAUUAUGCAUUUAUAGUGCCUAGUUGAGGUUCUUUAGCCCUUUAAUAACCACUUCGCGUUGGUUCAUGCCGAUUCAUCCCCGGCCACUUCGCUCCCCACACUCUCAGUCGCAAAUCCUCACGAUUGCAAUCCACCUACCGCCACCAUGGACCAAGCAGAUAUACCCGCAUUGCUGUCGCGACUUGCUAGCGACGAAGAUGCCGCGCGGAAAAUGGCUGUGUUCAAAUUGCAAUCCUCCAUAAACGAUCCUUCAUUUGCAGACGUCUUCAUCUCUUCUGGCGGUCUGAUCAUACUACGACGAUUGAUCAUGAGUACCGGCGGAAAUACACUCGCAUACUCGUUACAAAGUCUAAGUAGAUUACUCGAGGUCGAUAUGGGAUGGGAUAUCUUCGAGGGCCCUUCAGCAAGCGAUCUAGUCGAGCGCGUUGUCGAACUCAUCGUCACGAAUCCACUGGUUAACAUUCUUCGAGGUGCUAUGUCCAUUCUCGUUGCACUUGUCAGCCAUUCGCAGUCUACAUCGUCGGGAGGUCGUGCGCCUGUAACGUUCGGGUUCCGCGCAUUGAAGCCAGCCGUAGCUGUCUACCCGCAAUUCUUCGAACUCGUCAUCCAGCAACUACAAUCGGCCGAUCACGCUCUCUGCGCCAACGCACUUAUGUUGAUUAAUGCUCUCAUAAGGGAUGCUGUCUCGAGCGAAUCUGGUAACGAAAAUGGUAGGAUAGGCGGAAGUGGAGAAGAAUGGCCUAAGUUUAUAAGGCGAUUACAAGAUCUGGGCCUGAUUAAAUCGGUAUACAACCUGAUGCAGAGCUCGGCACUGCAAGACCUUGCGCACCCUUUAUUGGAGUUUCAGUCUCUUACUAAGGUACUGCUUCAAAAAUGGCGGCAGGUUCAGGUUGACGUCGAAAGGCCAGAACACAGGAGGGCAUUGAAAGGGCUUCAUCUUGCGAGCGCACCGAACAGAGACCAUGCGAACGGGAUCGGGAGAGUUGAGGAACUCCAAGAGUCUGGGAAAAAGGGGAGUAGGAGACAUAACCCUGAAAAAUGGAGAAGACUUGGCUUCGAGACGGAAAGUCCAGCUGCGGAGUUCGAUAAUACCGGUUUUCUUGGCUUAAUGGACCUUGCCGAUUUUGUGCGGAAGAACGAGGAUGGUUUUCAGAAAUUACUCUUGGAGCAGUCGACCAAACCACUCCACGAGCGCUGUCCUAUUGCGAGAUCGAGCCUAGCGGUUACGCUCAUCUUGUACGAACAUUUCGACUGCGAUAGAUCAGAAAUGGAAGACUUGAGGGGAUACCAGCUAUCAGAUGGGAAACAUCAAGACAAGCUAUUCCGCCCGUUACUCUUGCAAUGGUCCAGAUUACAUACAGGUGGACUUAAUGCAUUUUUCAAGUUAUGGAGGUCUACCGGCGCAGACCAGGAUGAUUUUGAAAAAGUAUCGGAAUUAGUUCGUAUACUUGUAGAUCAGGUUAUAGGACAGGCUGGUCGGUCGAAAGACAUUUUAGAGGUCGAGGAAGAUCUAGUGGAGUAUGAUUUUGGACGUUUGCGCGAGCUACAGAUGGAACUUCUAGAACUCUCCUUCGAUGACCAAUGGGGCCAACACCUUUACAAAGUACGGGACAGUCUAAACCAAGAAGCUCUUACAUUUGUCAAGGAACAACGGGUUAGGUGUCUGUUAGAGGGCUCCUGGUUUUCAAAACCAGUGCCACGAAAGGAUAGUCAGGGGACCAACUAUCAGAAUCGCCGUGGAACUGACGGCACACUUUGGCGGUACGCCAAACUGUCACACAACCGCCGUUAUCUCCACUACGCUGACUUCGGAUUACGGACUGGUCCGGAUCCAAACUUGGAUUCUCUAGCUGAGAAGGUGGAUUUGCGACAAGUCAGCUCUGUUGCUUCUAAUGUAUCCGCUCCGUCUACCGAGGCUAUAAACGGAACAAGCAACAGCACGAAAAUUACGAUCUUCGGUUACGUUAAUCCUGACGAAGUUGACAAAGCUAAGGACUUGAGCGAAGUCAAGGAGACGCCAUUACUCACUUUACAUCCCCUGAAUCAUAGCGUGGCCUCGGAAUGGCUCGACGGUUUAUUGAUGCUGCUAGGGCAAGCUCCGAUAACAUCGGAGACCAAUAAGCUUAUCAAGCUAGUCCAAGACUACGGUAUGAAGAUCAGGCUGCUUAAUGUUCGGAUGGAAGCUACCUAUACAGGACCUCCGGAAGGUGCUGGUGUAGUUCCGAGUAGAGAGGGGCUUAAUGAUGACUAUUGGUAUGAGAUCUGAGAUGGUUUUGGCCCUAUACACGAACGCGUAUGGGAUCCUUUGGGUGGCAUUGUUUAAUGUUAUUGACGUUAUCAUUCGGACAGAGAGUACAGAUCGCAUACUGUUCAUACGACCUUGCGAUCCAGGACAGAGAGAGGUCGUACUAUUGCACUGGUUUCCGAGCUAUUCGACAUUCAGAGACGCCCGCAAGGGAAGCUAGGGAGGUUCGCAUUGUCUGAGGAUACCACAUUUUGGUUUGCUACGCAUAAUGAUAUACCCAUGACUGAAUUGAGAAUCGCUGUUAUAAUGAGUUACUAGUCUACAGAUUAUGAUAUUGGUAUUAUACGUCUCCCCUUUA
This is a messenger RNA of Annulohypoxylon maeteangense, 2733 nucleotides long. Its product is annotated as ELMO/CED-12 family-domain-containing protein. Gene Ontology annotation, biological process: actin filament organization; cell motility. The record is from RefSeq and is a predicted model, not a curated record. Lineage: Eukaryota; Fungi; Ascomycota; Sordariomycetes; Xylariales; Hypoxylaceae. The coding region runs from base 276 to 2396 and encodes 706 amino acids. The transcript has a single exon. Gene Ontology annotation, cellular component: plasma membrane.